Molecule: messenger RNA, 1143 nt
Organism: Arachis stenosperma
Lineage: Eukaryota; Viridiplantae; Streptophyta; Magnoliopsida; Fabales; Fabaceae
Exons: 2
Coding region: 1-1143 (380 amino acids)
Source: RefSeq, a predicted model, not a curated record
AUGAUUGAUGCCUCUGUUCCAUUUAUUGCGGUUAAUUUAGCUUAUUAUCAGCUAAUGAUUAAUGCUAUUGCAAGCAUGGGUGCAGGGUAUAAAGGGCCAAAUUAUCCAAGAGUCCGUGGGUAUUUGUUAAGUAAAAUAGUUGAGGAUGUGAGGAAAAUGAUUGAUGGUUAUCAUGAGAUUUGGAAACAAACUCGAUGCACUAUUAUGGCCGAUGGAUGGACUGAUCGUUGUAGGUGUACUUUGAUUAAUUUUUUAGUUUAUUGUCCUAAAGGAACUCUUUUUCUAAAGUCAGUUGAUGCUUCUAAUGUCUCAAAAACUGCUGAUGCUUUGUUUAAGUUGUUUAGGGAUGUUGUAUUAUUUUUUGGUCCUGAGAAUGUUGUGCAUAUUGUAACGAAUAAUGCUGCAAACUAUUUUGCUACGAGAAGGUUGUUGGAGGCUGAGUUUUCUAAAUUGUAUUGGUCCCCUUGUGCAGCUCAUUGUGUUAAUCUGAUGUUUCAAGAUAUUGGGAAGUUACAAGAAGUGAGUGAAACUUUGUCACAAGCUUCAGUGAUCACCAAGUAUAUCUAUAAUCAUUGCUAUCCACUGUUCUUGAUGAGAAAGUUUACAGGUGGGCGGGAAAUACUUCGUCCAGCUCUAACUCGGUUUGCCACUAAUUUCAUUGCUUUGCAAAGUAUUUUAGCUCAAAAGGAUCCUUUGAGAGCUAUAGUGACCUCUAAAGAAUGGAUAAGCUCAGCUUACCCCAAAGAUGCCAAAGCUAAGAAAUUUGUAGAUCAAGUCUUGGAUUCUAAAUUUUGGAGUCAAUGCACUAAUAUUGUUAAGCUUACUGAGCCUCCUAUUUGUGUUUUACGUAUUGUAGAUAGUGAAGAUAGAGUUGCCAUGGGUUUUCUUUAUCAAGCUAUUUAUAAGGCUAGAGAAGAAAUGGUGAAGAGAGAAUUUGAAAAGCACAAACAAACGACUUCUGGCUUGUUGGAUGUCAUUGAGAAAUAUGCUUAUGAUGAUCUUGUAUUGAAUUCUAAGCUGACAAGUGAGAAGAGAAUCUUUAAGAAUGCUGAACAAGAUUUCGGAAGACAAUCUGCAAUACGUCAACGAACCACUGUUAUGCCAGGUGAAUUUCUUCAUAAAUUUGGUCUUUUACGAUUGUGA